Molecule: messenger RNA, 907 nt
Organism: Harpegnathos saltator (Jerdon's jumping ant)
Lineage: Eukaryota; Metazoa; Arthropoda; Insecta; Hymenoptera; Formicidae
Exons: 3
Coding region: 43-402 (119 amino acids)
Source: RefSeq, a predicted model, not a curated record
GUUUCCGCUAGACGCCGUGCGUUGCUGCCCGCGAACGGCGACAUGCUGCCCGCCAAGAUCACCCUGUUAUUUGGACUCGCGACGCUGGUAAAAUUAUCAGCAGCUGCACCGGACAGCGCCGGGAUCGUGGAGAUGGUGAACGGAUUGGCAUAUGGUGGAAUCCCGUACGGAAGUGUGAGCGGCAUGGUGGCCAAGUAUCCAGGUUACGGGCAAGUCGACAACCCCCAGCAGCAAGCGAGACAAUUGGGCGGCUUCGACUUCGCGCAGCACCCAGUAAUCAUCACGCCGAAUCUGCGCACGAAUCGGCCGCUGGCAUUCACGCCUCGACAAGUGCAGAUUUACAAUCUACCCGCAGUCGUUGCUCCAGGUGUCGUCGGCACGAUCAGCCAAAUCGGCUACUAGCCAUCCGCCUGCCGGACGGAGCUUUUCGUCGGGGAAACACGCCUCGUCGUGGUCAUCGAGUCAGCCAGCCGAAUCAGACGAGCGUCCUCUGACACCUGUCGCCGAUCGCGAGGAAGAAGACACGUCGAGAACGCCAGCCGAUCGCUCUCUCACGAAAAUUGCAUCCCGCGCGAUCUCAAGCGACGCUGAAGAAAUACCGUUGGAUGAAGUCCUCGUCGAUCCAUGCGAGCAUCAGGCUGUGCUGCGCGACAGCUUUCGCGUAAAUUAGCUAUAAUUGCCAACGAUAACGUUCGUUACUCGAGAAUUAUUUUCUCUCUGUCUGGCUUCAGAGGGAGAGGGGGAGAAGGAGAGAAUAAUUCCUCGCGCGAGGCGCCGCUACGCGCUCUCCGACGUCGUCCUGCAUUGAUGUGCCACUUGUUCAUUCAUUGCCAUAUUUUUUUUAGUAGAUACUGUAAGGCUCACACGCUUGUAAAGAUAGAGAAAUACACACGGAUGCCUGGCGAAA